Messenger RNA from Penicillium malachiteum, 1083 nucleotides. Its product is annotated as Endo-1-4-beta-xylanase D. The transcript has 2 exons. NCBI's taxonomy places the organism in Eukaryota, Fungi, Ascomycota, Eurotiomycetes, Eurotiales, Aspergillaceae. The coding region runs from base 1 to 1083 and encodes 360 amino acids. The record is from RefSeq and is a predicted model, not a curated record. Gene Ontology annotation, biological process: carbohydrate metabolic process. Gene Ontology annotation, molecular function: hydrolase activity, hydrolyzing O-glycosyl compounds.
AUGCGUUUAUCUCUUGCAAUAACAGCCUUGCUGGUCGGUGCAUCCCAAGGAGCACCUCACGCCCCUAUUAACAAUGGCAACGUUGAUCUUAAUAGGCUUGCUCAGCUUCAGCACAAACUGUGGUUUGGCUCAGCAGCCGAUAUUCCUGGAACUGCGGAGACCACUGAUACCGCGUAUCUCAAAUUGCUGAAGAGCAAUUUUGGCGAAGUUACACCUGCCAACGCCAUGAAGUUUAUGUAUACCGAGCCAGAGCAGAAUUCAUUCAACUUUACCGAAGGCGAUCAGUUCCUGGAGGUCGCAGAGAGCUUCGGCGCCAAAGUCCGAUGCCAUAAUCUUGUCUGGGUGAGCCAGCUGUCUGACUUCGUGACAUCUCAAAACUGGACAGCCGAAGCCCUCACUGCUGUGAUGAAGAAUCACAUCUUCAAGACUGUUCAGCACUUUGGUCGACGCUGCUACUCAUGGGAUGUGGUUAACGAGGCUCUCAACUCGGACGGCUCCUUCUCCUCGAGCGUCUGGUACGACACCAUUGGUGAUGAGUACUUCUACCUUGCAUAUCAUUUUGCGCAACAGGCAUUAGCAGAGAUAGGCGCAAAUGAUGUGAAGCUGUACUAUAACGAUUAUGGUAUCGAGAACUCGGGUACCAAAGCCACCGCCGUUCUGCAGCUCGUCAAGAAUCUGCGGGCGCGUGGUAUCCGAAUUGACGGUAUCGGGUUGGAAUCGCACUUCAUCGUGGGCGAGACUCCUUCUCUUGCCGACCAGCUUGCCACAAAGCAGUCUUACAUCAAUGCCGAUCUAGAUGUGGCAGUGACGGAGCUCGAUGUUCGUUUCUCAGCAGCGCCGUUUUACACAGCCGCCGCUCAGCAGCAGCAAGCUCAGGACUACUACACGAGCGUCACCAGCUGCGUAAAGGCCGGUCCUCGCUGCAUUGGUGUGACUGUUUGGGAUUUUGACGAUGCGUACUCUUGGGUUCCCGGUGCCUUUGCUGGACAGGGUGGUGCUUGUUUGUUCAACGAUACUCUUGAUGCGAAGCCCGCGUACUACGCCGUCGCUCAGGCUCUGGAGGAAGAAAGCCUCACAGUGUAG